CCCUCCAAACCACAGCACAGGCAGCACAGGGAGGAGGGACGAAUCCACGGAAAGCAAAACAUGGCGAGAUAACAAGUUUACUGCAUCGUACAUUUGGCCUUUUGGGAUCACAUUUCUGUAGUCACAGUUUGGCUGCGACCGAUCGAGCGCAACGCACAACUUGAGACGUCGGAGGGACAUAGUUUACAGCAGCACCGUGUUGGCCAAAGCGACACCAGACCGCCCUCCUGUCUCUGUGUGCUUGUCUCUGUCCGCCUGUCCACCCGCCUGUCCGCCUGGCUCUGCCUGUGUUUUCCGCGGAAGGUUGACAGUGCUAGGUGCGACUGUCAACAUAGAAAAUGGAUGAACCAGGAAACUUUAUUGUGGAAGGUAGCGUUUAGCGUGUUAGCCUGAAUCAUUCUGGUUAGCCAGUUACGAGAGAUUGUGCGCACCUGACUCAAUAUUUUGAUUACUUAAGAAUCACGGAAUAUUUAAGUCGUGUUCAAGUUUGACAGGUGCCAUUAAGGCCCAUUUUUGUGUUGGACACAGGUGAAAGCCGUGUUGGCGGGUGUAGUUUAAUGUUUGGGUAAUGCUCUUGGUUCUGGUCGGAUUCGGCGCCAUCACACAGACAUUGCGCUGUUCUUGAAGGCAGCAUUUGCGCUGCUUAACCACAGUUAGACUUUUGCCUCCACAGACAGGGAUGGCACGGUGGGGUAGGUACGGCUUUUAGUACUUUUGUCGUCAUUUUGGGUUUUGUUUUUUGUAAAAUCUCCUGUGAUGUCGCAAAGCCUCGGAGACGCGACGUCUUGUCAAAAUGAUCGAGCGCAGCGAGGUGCACAGCAAACCCAGAGCUCCACUGACUACUGACACUUUAGAGACUGGUGCUAAUAGAGGAUUUGUGACGCACAUAGAGUGUUAUUUUAAGUUAAAUGCAUUUGAAAUUACAAUUAUAAGCUGGUGAUAACAUUCAGACGUUGGAUCAGACUUUACGUGAGCUGGCCUGCUGGGUGCGCCUGUGCCACUUGAUUCUGCAAUGUUUUUGCCAAUCUAAGCGCCAGUGGUGUCUAUGGCAUAUUACCACGGCCUUUUUCUUGAAUUUUAUCUUUAAACGAGGCUUUUUGCAUUCGAUAACGCAGCCAAACGCUGAUCUGUUAGUUGUAAAUAAGUGGGUUACUUCGCUAACGCAGUAAGUUUUGCCAGAAUGUCUGAAAACGCCCCCACACGAAGCCUGGAUGACAUAGACCUCGCUGCACUCAGGGAUCCAGCAGGAAUCUUUGAGCUGGUCGAGGUCGUUGGCAAUGGGACCUAUGGACAAGUGUACAAGGGGCGUCACGUGAAAACUGGGCAGCUGGCAGCCAUCAAGGUGAUGGAUGUUACAGAGGAGGAGGAGGAAGAGAUCAAAGCAGAAAUCAACAUGCUAAAGAAAUACAGCCACCACCGAAACAUAGCCACUUACUAUGGUGCUUUUGUCAAGAAAAGUCCACCAGGGCACGAUGAUCAACUUUGGUUGGUGAUGGAGUUUUGUGGGGCAGGAUCAGUGACAGACCUUGUAAAAAACACAAAAGGAAGCUCCUUAAAAGAGGAUUGGAUUGCUUACAUCUGUAGAGAAAUCCUAAGGGGCCUGUCCCACCUCCAUGCUCAUAAAGUGAUCCAUAGGGACAUCAAAGGGCAGAAUGUGCUGUUGACAGAGAACGCAGAAGUCAAACUUGUUGAUUUUGGAGUUAGUGCUCAGUUAGACAGGACGGUUGGUCGAAGGAACACUUUUAUUGGCACUCCUUACUGGAUGGCACCAGAGGUCAUCGCAUGUGAUGAGAACCCAGACUCCACCUACGACUUUAGGAGUGACAUUUGGUCUCUGGGAAUCACAGCCAUCGAGAUGGCAGAGGGAGCGCCCCCUUUGUGUGACAUGCACCCAAUGAGGGCUCUCUUCUUGAUUCCCCGGAAUCCCCCUCCUAAACUUAAGUCAAAGAAGUGGUCAAAGAAAUUCAUUGACUUCAUUGAGGGCUGUUUGGUGAAGACGUAUCCCAGCCGACCGUCUACGGAGCAGCUGCUCAAGCACUCGUUUAUCCGGGACCAGCCAACUGAGCGGCAGGUCCGAAUUCAGCUCAAAGACCACAUUGACCGGACACGGAAGAAAAGGGGGGAAAAGGAGGAGACCGAGUAUGAGUACAGUGGAAGUGAUGAAGAGGAUGAAAAUCGAGGAGAUGACAGAGAAUCCAGUUCAAUACUUAACGUUCCUGGGGAGUCGACUUUGAGGCGAGACUUCCAGCGUUUGCAGCAGGAAAAUAAGGAGCGGUCAGAGGCCCUAAAGAGGCAACAGGCCCAACUGGCUGCUCAGUGCAGAGACCCGGAGGAGCACAAACGGCAGCUACUGCAUGAUCGUCAGAAACGCAUUGAGGAGCAGAAAGAGCAGCGCCGCCGCCUUGAAGAGCAACAGAGAAAGGAACGGGAAAUGGUGAGGCAGCAAGAAAAAGGUGCCCAUCGAAGACUUGAUGAUAUGAGACGAGAGGAAGACAGGAGGAUGGCAGAGAGAGAGCAGGAAUUUAUCAGACACAAGUUAGAGGAGGAACAGCGGCAGUUGGAAAUCCUCCAACAGCAGUUACUUCAGGAGCAAGCACUACUUAUGGAGUACAAGCGUAAGCAGCUGGAGGAGCAGCGUCAGUCAGAGCGUCUGCAGAGGCAGCUGCAGCAGGAACACGCAUAUCUCGUGUCUCUUCAACAGCAACAGGAGAAGAAGCCCCAGCUCUACCACUACAACAAAAACCUGGAGCCUAAUAACAAGCCUUCAUGGGCACGUGAGGUCGAGGAGCGAAGUAAACUCAACAGACAAGGCUCCCCUAAGAUCUGCACCACUGUCUCAGACACUGCCAUCCAGUCUCGCUCCGACUCCAUUAGCCAAUCAGGGGCCCAGUCUGCUCAGACCCCUCCCAUGCAGAGACCUGUUGAACCCCAAGGAGGACAGGGCAAGUUCCAAAUGGCUCAUUUGGUGCCACUAAAACCCUAUGCUGCUCCUGUGCCUCGCUCCCAGUCCCUCUGUGACCAGCCCACUAAGAACAUGUCUGCCUUCCCCACCCAGGACCCCUCCCUCACCCCCACACCUCGGCCCACUCACUCUAGAGAGUUGGUGCGACAAAACUCAGACCCCACCUCUGAGAACCCUGCUCCACAGGUGCACCAGAUAAGAGAGGAACGUGGGCCCUGGAUCCGCUUGCCUGAUGUGGAGCUGCCUCCCAAAAUUCCUCAAAGAACAGCAUCAAUUGCCACAGCUCUGAACACUAACUUGACAUCUGGCAUCAGGCAUCCAAUAAGAGCCAGCAAUCCAGAUCUUAGUCGUAAUGACCGCUGGGAGAGAGGCGACAGUAUAAGCGUCAUUUCCAAUUUGCCCCAAACUGGUUCCCUGGAGAGGCAUCGCAUCUUGAGUUCCUCAAAAAUGGAUUCACCCAUUCUGUCCCAUGACAAUCGUCAUAAGCCAGGAGAGUCUCGCACCUCCUCUCGCCCUGGACGGCCCGCUGAUCAUGGCCUCUAUGCCAAGGAGAGAGCUGAGGAGCAGCCUAGACCUCCAGUAAAGGCCAAUGAUUAUUCGUCAUCCUCCGAGAGCAGUGAGAGCAGUGAGGAGAGCGAGAGUGGAGAGGGACCAGAGGAGGAGGAGAGCCCCACUGACCGACACAGAGAUGCAGACACAGAUUCAGUCAACACCAUGGUGGUCCAUGAAGAUGAAGGUGAGGAAGGAGAGGGAGAGCAGGCUGGAGGCUACGGGGACCAGACCAUGCUGGUGCAGAGGACCCCAGAGAAGCGAAACCAUAAUGGUUACACUAACCUACCAGAUGUGGUGCAGCCCUCCCAUUCCCCUACAGACUCAGCUUCCCACUCCUCCCCUGGGAAGGAGUCUGUCUAUGAUUACCAAUCUAGAGGAUUGGUUAAAGCCACUGGAAAGUCCUCCUUCACGACAUUUGUAGAUCUUGGCAUGUACCAGUCCCCAGGCCAAGGAGACAAUAUGUCGCUAAGUGGCUCUAGGUUUGAACAAUUGAAGAUGGAAGUGAGGAAAGGAUCCAUGGUUAAUGUAAAUCCCACCAACACACGCCCACCCACAGAUACUCCAGAGAUCCGGAAAUACAAGAAAAGAUUCAACUCAGAGAUUUUGUGUGCUGCUCUUUGGGGGGUGAACCUGCUGGUUGGCACAGAAAAUGGGCUGAAGCUGUUGGACCGUAGUGGACAGGGCAAAGUUUAUCCUUUAAUCAACUCCCGUAGGUUCCAGCAGAUGGACGUCCUGGAGGGCCUCAACCUGCUCAUCACUAUAUCAGGCAAGAAGAACAAAGUUCGUGUGUACUACCUGGCCUGGCUGAGGAAUAAGAUCCUACACAAUGAUCCCGAGGUGGAGAAGAAACAGGGCUGGACCACUGUGGGCGAGAUGGAGGGUUGUGUGCACUACAAAGUUGUGAAAUAUGAGAGAAUAAAAUUCUUGGUCAUUGCAUUGAAGAACGCAGUAGAAGUAUAUGCUUGGGCUCCAAAGCCUUAUCACAAAUUCAUGGCCUUCAAGUCUUUUUCAGACCUGCCACAUCGACCGCUCCUGGUGGAUCUGACUGUAGAGGAGGGUCAGAGGCUUAAAGUCAUUUAUGGCUCUUGUGCUGGUUUCCAUGCCAUUGAUGUAGACUCUGGAAACAACUACGACAUUUAUAUACCUGUCCAUAUUCAGAGCCAAGUAACCCCACAUGCCAUCGUGUUCCUGCCCAGCUCUGAUGGGAUGGAGAUGUUAUUGUGUUAUGAGGAUGAAGGGGUUUAUGUGAACACUUAUGGGCGCAUCAUCAAGGAUGUGGUCCUGCAGUGGGGGGAAAUGCCCACCUCUGUUGCCCACAUUUGCUCAAAUCAGAUCAUGGGUUGGGGAGAGAAGGCCAUAGAGAUCCGGUCUGUGGAGACGGGCCACCUGGACGGAGUGUUCAUGCACAAAAGGGCUCAGAGGCUCAAGUUUCUUUGUGAAAGGAAUGACAAGGUGUUCUUUGCAUCUGUGCGGUCUGGAGGCAGCAGUCAGGUGUACUUCAUGACACUGAACAGAAACUGCAUCAUGAACUGGUGAAAGCGUAUCUGUUGGUCAGUGAAUGCAGCAGGUUUUUGGCAUUUAAACCUUCUACUAGCGCAUGCACACAAAUCAUCCUUUUCUCAAACUGAUUUUAUCUACAGAUGCUUACAUUCACAACAGACACUACAAUCUGUAAAUCCAUUCCUGGCUACAGUCCUUAAAGUACUGUUUAUACCAACAUGCUGACAACAACAUUGUGAAAACUUACCAAUGUUCUACAAAUGUUAAAACCUACUUUUAUUGUGUAUAUUUUUGUCUUUACUUUAAAUGGUAAAAAUGUGUUCAGUCGUAACUAUUACGUUCCUGUGAAUUUGCUAAAUCAUUCCUGGUGGUUGUGUACUUUUGAAGAAGGCAUUAAUAUCUAAACAUGUAAAUACAAAGCAGCUCAUUCAUGGUAGUCACAUGCCUUCAGUGCCACACAGUGUGGAUGUGGCAUCAUGACCCCAUCUGCAGUGGCAACAUUUGACCUCUCACUUUAAGUCAGCAGAUACUUAAAAUGGCAUAGUUUGUCUGUCCUAAUAUUGAGAUUGCUGUUCUAAAAUGUUUCUGAAUUUUUCUUAUCUCAAGGGCUUGCUCUUAAUUACUACAAGUAUAGCCUAUAAUAAAUAAAUACAACACACUCGUUCAGUACUGUAGUGAGUGCUGUGAAUCCUUGAAUUGCCUUGAAUUAAAAGUAUCUAUAAAUGAUGUGACACAGCAGAUCGUUUCUUAAGGCUAUUGUUUUCUACAUAGAAACUUGUAUAUCCAUGUGGUGAUUCUUUAAUAGUGUAAGCCUACUGGCAUUUUAAUUACAUUUGCAUUGCUAUUAUAUUGCAAUAUAUUCUUGCUGAGUUUCAGAGGGAGGAUUAAAUUCUAAACACUGUUGUGUUGGACAAUUGAUGGAGAGACUACAGAGAGAUGGGAAUUUUGGCAAUAUCAUUGAAACUACAGAGUCACAAAAUUCAGCUACAGUCUCCACUGUAAUAUAGUUUUACUAGACUUUUUGUUGUGUGAGUGUGAGGUUGUUGAGAGAAACAGAUGGUUUAUCUUUGUCUUGAUCAAAUACUACACGCAGCCCUGUAGUGUUACUGCAAACCAGCAGACUCAUGAGGCACUAUAGGUUUUCAAAAUGGAAGACUUAUUUCUGCCAAAGUUCAGUUUUAAUCUUUCAAAGCCCAAGAUUGUCUGGUAACUGAAGAUUUUUUGAUAUUUUUGACAUUUGACAAAAUUUAGUGUUUUGCAGCAGACUUGGAUAGAAACUAGAACCACUAUUUCCUUUAGUCAAUUAAAUGAAUCUUUAUUUAUCCUUGUUGGCAAGCAAGUCUUGGGUAGAUGAAUGACAGCUGAAUUUGUAGUCCAUAUCAUCAUGGACAGUGACUAUAUAUUCAAGCCUAAAAUGAGUUGAGCUUAGAAUAUAGUAUAUUUUAUGUAAUGUAAGUUAAUAGCUGAGAGGAAGCUGGAUACUUUAUUUUAAGAUUAGUCAGAAAUAUUAUAUUGACAGUGAUAGCACUUUGACUUCUUAGAUUUACAAAGACAGCAGACUGGAGCAGAUAUUAAUUGUGCAUGUAGGCUGAUCCAGAGUUAACAUAUUACAUAGUAUAUAUGUUUUUGAACUGAAUAUCUGUGCCAUGACCUACACCUACAUCUGAAAUUCACUACAAUUCACUUGGAGCUCUGGUAGUCAUGCUUUUAUGGUCAUUUUAUUAAUCAGCCAUGUUUACAGUUUAAGCAGUGCCUUGAAUAGGUGGUUUGGAGAUUAGCAGUAGGCCCCACUCACAGUUGUCUGUUGAAAUACUACUAAUAUUAAGAGGUGUGUUUAAAACUGCUUUUAUUAUCAAAAUAACAUGUGCCAAUUAAGUGCACUUGAUCAAACCUCCAGAAACAAUUGACAUCCCCUACCAAUUUAAAUGUAGAUUUGUAGAAACAUGCAAUAAAAAAUACAAAUUUUUAUGUCUUAGAAGGGUCUAGUAGUGAUGGCUGAAGCCAGCACAAGGAAAAGCCAUAUAGAUCAAUCAUGCCUCUCAAUUCAGUCUUAGUACAUGCACAGGUUAAAGCUAAAGAUGUUAGUAGUUGGAAAAAGUAGCUUGAUAUAUUUUAUAAACUAUGUAAAACUCUAUAUUAAUAUUGUAAGUGAAUGUACCUGUAUUUUAUUUGUAUCUACAUAUACCUACUCUGUUAAUUAAAGCACAAUGCAUUUUUGAUGCAGCAAGAUCAAGGUUACAAUGUAAAGCUUUUUGUUCCCCCAAAUGUCAAAUCCAGUAUGCAGCAUUGAGGAAGACGGUGUUGUUUCUCGAUGACAUCUUAAUGUACAUGGUGGCCAUGGUAACCAUACAAUCACCCAAAGUGUGUUAUUUGGCACCAUCCCUGCCAGGGGUGUUGUUAUGUGAUUCAGAUGCUAUUACUUACUCAUUGAUCAGGGUUGAUCAGCAGAAAAGGGGCCUAUGGCAACCGGUCACCUAAAAGAUGAUAAAAGGCAAUUCACUUUGCAUUUAAAUGAUUUUUUGUGGACGCAUGUAUUCUCUAAAUCUGCUCUGUUCAUGAAACUUUUACUAUUGGCAUUUUAAAUUAGUGUGGUUACUAUAUUUAUUUGGCAUCAUAAAUAGGACCCAUGUAUUUCAUGUUUCAAAAAAAUCAGUUUUGAAUCAUUAUAUUUAAUGAUAUUCAGGGCCAAAUACAUACCAAAUGAUGCCUUCAUGUAAACAUGAAGAGUUGUAUCUGUGCUAUAUGAGUAGAUGCUAAAUGUCUGAACCAAAUAAAUAGUGUAUUAUAUUUGGCAGCAGGUGGUAGAACAUAUAUUUCAUUAUAAUAAAGGUGAGUGCUCGAUCAGGUGAUGCAAGCUUGAUACAUCUGAUACUAUGGUCUGUGUCUGAACAGUAGGCAAGAACAGCACUUCAAUGGGUGAUGAUGUGAAGUUGUCAGAACUUUUUAAAAAGCAAUACAUUAUUUUAAGUCUAAUAAAACCAUGACUGCCCAUCUUAGUGACUUGUACAGUUGGUGUGUGUUAAGUGUAGUGGUUUUUGGCUGAAUGAAUGUAGACUGGUUUGUCUGUCGCUUCUUUGCCUGUAAACUGAUGAUCACAGAAACUGGUUUGGUUUGCUUUAAUGCAGUGUUUCUCAAACUGUGGUGCGUGUCUGCAUCUAGAAGUACACGGCCCUCUAGUGUUUAUAGUAUUUGUUUAAUUUAAAGACAAAUCAAUUCAUGUUUUGGGUGAGUAAUUAUUUAUCAAUUGUUCAGUCUAAUUUUAGACCUGGUUUAGUUUGAUUUUAGACCACGUUUAGUCCUAAUUUUGGCCUGAUAUUGUCUGGGUUUAAGUCUGGUUGUACUUGGAAAAGAAAAUAUCAUCUUGGGUGGUAGGUUUGAGAACCACUGCUUACAUGACAUGAGAUGCUUUUAAGUGAAAUAUUUUAAUCAGUUUAUCACAGAAUGAAGACAUUGGCCCGUUAACGGCUGUUGUUUGCACAUGAAUUUCUGCAGACAUAAAGUUAUCCUGUUUAGCAGAUACAUUUUUAAAGACGUCUUUGCAAUGUUUUAGUGUGUGCGAGGGUGUCUGUGUUAAUUGUAAGAGGUGAAAUCCAGAUUGUAUUUCAUAGACUAAUAAACUUUUAAAGACUCUG
Periophthalmus magnuspinnatus is the source of this 8646-nucleotide messenger RNA. It is a transcript of the gene mink1, whose product is annotated as misshapen-like kinase 1. Gene Ontology annotation, biological process: protein phosphorylation. The record is from RefSeq and is a predicted model, not a curated record. Gene Ontology annotation, molecular function: protein kinase activity; ATP binding. The coding region runs from base 1181 to 5050 and encodes 1289 amino acids. The transcript is spliced from 31 exons. Lineage: Eukaryota; Metazoa; Chordata; Actinopteri; Gobiiformes; Gobiidae.